Messenger RNA from Octopus sinensis (East Asian common octopus), 1747 nucleotides. Its product is annotated as dihydroxyacetone phosphate acyltransferase. Bases 430 to 1575 code for a protein of 381 amino acids. The transcript has 11 exons. The record is from RefSeq and is a predicted model, not a curated record. Gene Ontology annotation, biological process: ether lipid biosynthetic process. NCBI's taxonomy places the organism in Eukaryota, Metazoa, Mollusca, Cephalopoda, Octopoda, Octopodidae. Gene Ontology annotation, molecular function: glycerone-phosphate O-acyltransferase activity. Gene Ontology annotation, cellular component: mitochondrial membrane; peroxisomal membrane.
UGUUCCAAAACCGAAAGAUCGCGUAACACAAAAAUAAAAUAAAAAAAAAAAGAAAAGUAAAGAAACUGUUGAUUAUUUUAUGCGUCGAUAGUUUUGCAGAGGAGGGGAAAAUAGCUUCUAUACAAAUUUGAUUGGACGAUUAGUAUCGUUGCUUAAGGAUCCUUUUUACUGAGGAUAAUUCUUUUCUCCAACACCGGUCAUAUUAUGCACGGGAAGAAAUUGUUAAAAUCACCGGUAUUUUGAAGACAGGCAUUGCUUAUAUAUUUGCUUCUUUUUCGAUGUCACUUUAACUUUAUCCAAAAUCUUAUUUUUUCAUGGUCUAUAUUUCUGUAUUAGCAUUUUUAUAUUUCACUAAGCAGUCAUCACAUGAACAAGUUCAACUCUACGCCAUGCUAAAUAUUGACUCUUAGAACAGCUUUUGACUUCAGCAUGGAUACAUUCGAACAGUCGAGAAAUUCAUGGAUUAAAAAAGAUAAUCGUAAACAUAUAUCUGAACGUCACAAGGAUAUGUAUGAGGAUAUUUUAGAUGACAGGCGGUCUUCUAGUGAUUUUCGAUGGGCCACAAGAACUAGGGAAGACAUUCCUGUUUACUGUUUCAAUAAAUCACGCAGCUCAGCUGAUAUUAAAAAGGAUGUUUUAAAAAGUAAACGAGUUCAGUAUAUAUUGGAAAAGUUGUCUCAGGAAUCUGGAACUUCAGUUGCAGAACUUACAAAUCAAGCUGCUGUUAUUUUAGAUGAAAUGGCUCAUAACAUUAAUAUGGUUUCUAUUCGGAGUUUUGCUUUCUUUCUUGUAAAAGUGUUCAAGCAACUCUUUUCUCAUAUAUAUGUUAAUGAAGAUGGUGUUCAACAGGUACGAAACCAGCUGAAAGAAUACCCUGUACUGUUGAUGCCCAGCCACAGAAGUUAUAUAGAUUUCUUACUAUUAUCUUUUAUUUUUUUCCACUAUGAUUUACCACUGCCUGCUAUUGCAGCAGCUAUGGAUUUUACACUAUUAAUAGAUGAUCUCUAUGAAAAGUAUGUUUUUCUGGAGAAACUUUUCAGCAGAGAGUUUAUCUUCCUUCCAGGAAAUACUAAACAGGAUUUUGAACAAGCCCUAUUAGUUUUAGCCCAUACUUGUGGAGUCGUACUACAAGAUGAAGUUGUAUUGAUUAAACCAUCAACCAAUAAAUAUACAGUAUUCUUUAGCCAUAUGUUUGAACCAUUUCUGAUGGGAUAUUGGGUUCUGUGUCAGCAUCUGCUGUCAAUGCCACAAGUAGGUCAUGGCAAAUUGCUUGCUAAACCCAUACAAAUGCUGGCAAAGGAAGCCCAGAUGAUUGCAGCUCGAUUACUCCGUGAACAAUUGAUUAAACAUCCAGAAAUACUGUCUCUUAACUUACUUAAUAAUGGACUCAUAGCUUUGUACAAUAUGGAUGCUCUACAUAAAGAAAAAAGGGGUGGAAAUGUGUAUAUGUCACCAAAUACUGUCGUAUUAACAAAAAUUACAGAGAAUAUUGCUCAACAGAUUGAAGUUCCAACUGUACCAGUGGCUAGUAUCAACCUUGAUACUAAGACAGUUGUUGUUAAUGCUAAAUUAUAGAUCCUGUUACUGUUUUGUUUUCUUCUCAGUGGUAAUAGAAACACUGAUAACUAUAUAAUAUCAAAAAGAUUUCUUUUUAUGUUUCAAAUAAUUUUCCCUUUUUAUGACUUCCUUUGUUAUAUACAUGAAUUACUUCUAGAUGAUGGAUAUUUAAAUAAUAUUUAAAACAGUU